ACCUUCAACAAGCAGCACUGGAGGAACCCGCUACCACUCCGGCCUCAGCGUGAACGCGCAAACGGAGAGGAAUUACUUCCGGAAAGGCCCUCAGCCUGAAGAGCUCCGAGACCAGAAUCCAGACUCAGUCCAGGACAACACGGUCCACCAGUCACAGCGGAGACCUGCAGGACGAUGGAGAACCAGAACCCGGACCACAUGAGCCAAACAGCAGCCUCGUGCUCUGAUAGCGCCGAUGUUCAGAAACGGAGAGGAAGAGGUGGACACAAACGUCACCGCUGUCGGCUCUGUCACAAAUCCUUCACAACAUGUUGGUAUUUGAAGAUUCAUCAGAGAGUUCACACUGGAGAGAAACCAUAUAAAUGUGACCAAUGUGGGAAAGCGUUCUCUCGAUCAGGUGGACUAAAUGUCCACCAACGUGUUCACAAAAAGCAACCGAACAGCUGUGACCAACGUAAGAAACUUUUCACUACUUUUAGGAACCUAAAUGUCCACCGGCGUGUUCACACUGGAGAGAAACCUUACAGGUGUGACCAAUGUAGGAAAGCUUUCAUUACAUCAAGUAGGCUAGAAAUGCACAAACGUGUUCACACUGGAGAGAAACCGUACUGGUGUGACCAGUGUGGGAAAACUUACACUACUUUUAGGAACCUACAAGUCCACCAACGUAUUCACACUGGAGAGAAACCAUACAUGUGUGACCACUGUGGGAAAACUUUCUCUACAUCAGACGAAGUAAAAAAGCACUGUCGCGUUCACACUGGAGAGAAACCUCACAAGUGUGACCAAUGUGGGAAAGCUUUCAGUGCAUUAGGUAACCUCAAAGUCCACCAACGUGUUCACACUGGAGAGAAACCGUACUGGUGUGACCAAUGUGGGAAAGCUUUUACUUCAUUCGGUCACCUACAUGUCCACCAACGUGUUCACACUGGAGAUAAACCGUACUGGUGUGACCAAUGUGGGAAAGUUUUCAGUACAUCAAGUACGUUAAAUACCCACCAACGUGUUCAUACUGGAGAUAGACCAUACAGCUGUGGCUACUGUGAGAAAACCUUUACUCACUCUGCGGGUUUCCUGAACCUAAAUGUCCACCGGCGUGUUCACACUGGAGAGAAACCUUACAGGUGUGACCAAUGUAGGAAAGCUUUCAUUACAUCAAGUAGGCUAGAAAUGCACAAACGUGUUCACACUGGAGAGAAACCGUACUGGUGUGACCAGUGUGGGAAAACUUACACUACUUUUAGGAACCUACAAGUCCACCAACGUAUUCACACUGGAGAGAAACCAUACAUGUGUGACCACUGUGGGAAAACUUUCUCUACAUCAGACGAAGUAAAAAAGCACUGUCGCGUUCACACUGGAGAGAAACCUCACAAGUGUGACCAAUGUGGGAAAGCUUUCAGUGCAUUAGGUAACCUCAAAGUCCACCAACGUGUUCACACUGGAGAGAAACCGUACUGGUGUGACCAAUGUGGGAAAGCUUUUACUUCAUUCGGUCACCUACAUGUCCACCAACGUGUUCACACUGGAGAUAAACCGUACUGGUGUGACCAAUGUGGGAAAGUUUUCAGUACAUCAAGUACGUUAAAUACCCACCAACGUGUUCAUACUGGAGAUAGACCAUACAGCUGUGGCUACUGUGAGAAAACCUUUACUCACUCUGGUACCCUGAAACGCCACCAUCGUGUUCACACCGGGGAUAGACCAUACAGCUGUGGCCACUGUGAGAAAACCUUUACUCAGACUGGUGCCCUUAAACGCCACCAACGUGUUCACGCCGCUUCAUUUUAAACUAUCAGAGCCAAGAGAGCUGUUUUUCAUUUCAUCUCCUCGUGUUGUCUUAUUAGCAAAGAAUAAGCUCCCGACAUGAGAGAAACUGGACUGUCUGUGUACAUGCUUUAACUUACCCUGCUGCUCGUUAGUCCCAUCCAUGACGAAGAUUCAUGUCCAUUAGCCAUCUGGCAAGCCAAAUCCAAAUACUCAGCAUUCGUGAAUGGCAGUGCCCAGGGUCCCUGGAAGACUCAUUAUGAAAAAAUAUUGCGUCUCCAGCCGCUGCUCCUCGAGGCCCAGCCCAGCAGCCCACUCCACAGUGGAUGAUCAUCCUGACAGCUUGUCCGGAGGCCUGUACCACAAAGCAGGAUUUGAGCUUAUCCAGGUAACUUCAGGGUUAACCCUGGGUUUUCUGUACCACAACCAGGAUAGAUCUCCAUGGUAACUUAUGCUGAACGGCUAACCGGAGCAGGUUAUGUUCCAGAUAAGAGAUCAACUCAAAACACCGCCUACUGACCAAUCAGCUCUCUUGGAAAAAGACAUCACCAUCUGUAGGAAAUCCCACAGACUGUUUUAGAGGCUGCUUCAUGUUUGCUGCGGUGAUACAGAGAAACUUUUGUCUAUAGCGAUAUCAUCCUAUAGAGACUGAUUAAAAGCCGUAAGCCAGUGGUUGGCAAUAGGCGGCCCGCGCGCCAGAACCUGGCCGCCAGCAAUAAUAUAUGUCCAGCAGCCAGAUUGCUUUGAUAGCAGAAAAAUAAAAAAUAUAAAUAUCCGUUGUAUGUUGGAAUCGAUCAUACAACCCUCCCAACGGAAGUCCCAUUCCUACCAAUUGAGCUAAACAUACGAAUAGACAUUUAAGGAUUUGAAAUAAUUGGACUCUCUUCUGGCUCGCCAUGUAACUGCUUGACAAAACUUUGGCCCGAUGUCAGACUUAUUUGCCUAACCCUGCCUUAGGCUUUUGUAGGCCUACAGGCUUUUACAGUAAGCCUACUAACUGCUUUGAAGUGUGUUUUUCAUAUUUUUUAUUGCACCCCAGUCCGUUUUACACAGCCUGGAGCUCAGAGACGCUCUGCUGGAGCUACGGUGAGGAGCUCCCUAGCUCCCACUAGCUCUCACUUUUCAAGGUGAGUUGUUAAUUUGUCACAUCAAUUACAUGACUUAAAUAAUAAUUAAAACAACCCUUAUCACUUCUCCUCUCCUGAAAACAUUCAUACCAGACUUGCUAACCCUCCCGUUGUUCACUGCACUCUCCCAGGUCACUGCAGGAUGUUUCAUGUUACAGUAGGUGAGUGGUGGAGGCUAACGUUACGCUGACAGACAUGAUUGUAGAUUUAUUCUGAAACAAGGCGGCACUUAAAGUGAACGGUCCUCUCAUUUCUCCCUAGUUCAUUACUUCUAAAUAUAACGUUACAGCAGCUAACGCUGCCUGUUGCUAAAUUAGCCACAAAGUCAAUGCCAUGUUUAUCAGUGGAGGAGCACUAACGUUAAUGAGCAAUUAAACUAUAGUUUAUUAACUAUAAUCUAAAUAUAUCUGCAAGCUGCUUGUUUCUAGUUACAGUCGGCGUGUCAGAAAUGAUUAAACCAGAGCGGACUAGUGAAUAAACGUGAGCUGUACAAGUGUCUAACACGGCUUCCUGCCUGACAAAGUUCUCUAACGUUACCUCUUCUUUUAAAUGUGAAACGUUAGUGUGAAAUCUCGAAGUUGCAGGUAGUAACUCAGUAAUGAAUGACAGCUGGAGAACAGUGUUAAUUUGGUAAAACAAUACGUGUAAGUGGCCACCAGAUGGAGCAGAGGAUAAGAAGUUCACCAUAAAGAGAGGAGUGGUCAAGCCAACACAGACGUGAAUAUAAGGCGAUGUCUGCUGACCACAGGUCAUUUAGUAUUAGCUUAAUUAAACAGUCAAUGUAUCAUAGACGAUAUGUUUUAGAAAGUAGUCAUUGUGGCAGAUUAUAUGUAAGGUAAUAACUACUGCAUGACAAAAAAAAAUUAUAUAUAUAAAUAUAAAAAAUGUUGUCGUCAUUAUUGUUAUAGCAAUAACAUUAGAUAUGAUUUAUGGAUAUAAGGGUAAUUUUUAUAUAGUUUCUAUUUUCCUUGCCCCCACAAUACACUUCUUUACUUUUAUGUUCAUUAGUAGUAGCAUGCCAUAAUUUAUAACAAAUCAUAUCUUUUAGCAUUUCUUUCUGUAGUUUUAUUUGACUUUUAUUUAUCAAAAGCUUGAUAUAUUUUGUUGUACUUUUGUUGAAAGUACUAUUUAUAAUAAUUUUUAAAAAUCCCAUAUUGGUCUCUAGAUUAUGACUUCACAAUCACAGGUCCAUGAGUAAACUGAUCUGUUUGACCCAUAUUUUCAUCCUCAGUUAUUGUGUAGUUUCCAAUAUUUAUGCAUUUGACUCACAACAGUUUAAAAUAGCACUGUAGCAGCAGGACAGAGGGUCAGAGACCUUCUACGGGGAGAGCAGUGAUUGGUGGUUAUGUAGGGACUGAACCCUUCUAUAGAAUUUGACCUCUAACCCCUGUUUUUGUUACCUGAGAAUAGUACUGUACCCUUCUAUGGGUUUGACCUUUUAUUUUGCAGACUCAAACCCCUCUAUGGUACCUAACAGAUACCUAAACAUAUCCUAUAUAAGCGUUGUUUGACAUACAGAGAGACCGACUGGCUGGGUCACUCCAACCUGCUGCAGAGCUUGUAAUUGAUGCUGGACUCUUUGAUUUAAUAAACUUUUAUGAUCAAGAACAGUGUCAAGCGGGUUUCCUGUCAACACAUCAUCGCAGCAUUAUUGUUCGGACACCACAAUUGCCACCUGCACUUUGUCCCGACAGGUUAUAGCUGAAUAAAUAUUACUACCUAUUUAAGAAUCGAUUGGAAUAUGAUAUUCAUAGUUUUCAGUCAUGUGACAUGCGCGGUGACCUGGAGGGCAAAAUAAACGAACCAGAUUCUUCUUUAAAGCGGCUCAUUAUCCGCUAUACAUUUGAACUCAAGCCCUCGUAGCUCUCUCCUUCUUUUAGUGACUCGCUAAAUCCCACAGUUUCAGUUUUGCUGUCAGCAGCAAACAUUUAUGUUUAGCCCCUUCUCUGCCUCCUUUAGUGAUAAUGUCAGGGCUGCCAACUUUUCAGUUAAGUUUGGAGUGAGAUUCAGUAUUGGAGGUCAGUUCAUUUUAGGCUUUCUCUGUCAUAUCCCACUGCAGGGGUCGGGGUCAUCAUUUUAUUUUAGUCUUUUCAAUGUUUUCUUGCUUUUUUCUUGUAUUGUUUUUGUAUUAUUGUCUUUUGGGUAUUAUUGUCUUUACACUUGUUAAAGCACUUUGUAACUUGUUUUUUAAAAGUGCUCUACAAAUAAAGAUUAUUAUUAUUAUCAUUAUGAUCACUCUUUAAUGUGCAUACCACAGCCACAUGUAGCCUAUAUGUAGAUGAAAAACCAAGUCAAUAAUCAUGACAAGAUCAGUGUGAAUUUCCUGCUUUCUGGUGAAAUUGUCUGCAACA
Messenger RNA from Micropterus salmoides (largemouth bass), 5245 nucleotides. Its product is annotated as zinc finger protein 420-like. Gene Ontology annotation, biological process: negative regulation of transcription by RNA polymerase II. NCBI's taxonomy places the organism in Eukaryota, Metazoa, Chordata, Actinopteri, Centrarchiformes, Centrarchidae. The coding region runs from base 175 to 1791 and encodes 538 amino acids. The record is from RefSeq and is a predicted model, not a curated record. The transcript has 4 exons. Gene Ontology annotation, molecular function: DNA-binding transcription repressor activity, RNA polymerase II-specific.